CUAUUACACUCUUUCUCCUAAAACCUUCUUCAUAUAAAGUGUGUCUAUAUAUAUAUAUAUAUAUAUAUAUAUCUAUAUAUGUAGAGCUGCUAACUCCAUUAAAACCCACAACUUAAUUUCUUCUCAGAACAUCUGCAAUAAUCCCCUCUCCUUCUCCCCCCCCGGCGGCAGACCCGAAAACUUCUCCAGCUAGCCAGCUGAAGAAAUCAUAAAUGGUAAAGGACAUGGAAUCGUUCCAAUCCCAGGAAGAGAAGCGACGGAAGAGGAUGAAGCUCGCAGCAUACAUCGGCGCCUUCGCAGUGUUCCAGGUUAUCGUCAUUCUGGUUUUUGCGCUGGUCGUGAUGAAAGUUAAGACCCCAAAGUUCAGGAUCGGGAACGGUGUCGAGAUCCAGUCCCUGAUGGCCGGUAACCAGUCCUCGCCCUCGUUCGACAUGAGCUUCACUGCGCCAAUCAGGAUCAAGAACACCAACUUCGGUCCCUACAAGUACGACCCCACCACUGUCAACUUCACCUACGGAGGGGUGCAGGUGGGGCAGGUGACGGUCCCGAAGAGCAAGGCCAACUUUAAGUCCACCAAGAAGGUCGAUGUGACCGUGUCCGUCAACUCCAAUGCCUUGACAAGCACUUCAGGGCUCGGGAGCGAGCUGAACUCUGGGGUGCUGACGCUGAACAGCCAGGGGAGGAUGAACGGGAAGGUGGAGCUGAUGCUCAUCUUCAAGAAGAAGAAGUCCACCAACAUGAACUGCACCAUGGCAAUUAACGUGGCUUCAAAGGCGCUCCAGUCCAUGACAUGCAAGUGAUAUUCGUUUCGAUCAGCUGGUCUUGUCUUGGGUGUUGUUGAAUAGCUUCUUGUAUUCCAGACAUUUUGAUUUCUUCGUUUUCUUAUGCAUUAAGUCGUAGAAAUUUGAUGUAAUAUCUUCUUGCGGUGAUUUAUUCUUUUUCGCCUUUUUUUCAUACUGUGAAUGUUUGAUGAAUUGUUGAGUGAUCCACUUGUAAUAUAUUAAUAUAAAUUAUAAUUUGAUAA
Molecule: messenger RNA, 1024 nt
Organism: Punica granatum (pomegranate)
Lineage: Eukaryota; Viridiplantae; Streptophyta; Magnoliopsida; Myrtales; Lythraceae
Source: RefSeq, a predicted model, not a curated record